Messenger RNA from Effrenium voratum, 1057 nucleotides. The record is from the annotation of a GenBank genome assembly. Lineage: Eukaryota; Dinophyceae; Suessiales; Symbiodiniaceae.
ACUUGAUCUCCGUUACGUGGUCAUGUAGCGCCAUCAAGUGCUCGACUUUCUGGCACUGAGCAUGUUGCUGUCAGAGGUGGAGGAGCGCGCGCAACGAGCUGCGGACGAGGUGAAGCGGAUCCAAGGGGAGGCGGAAGAAGGUGCAGAGAAGAUUGCACAGGAUGGAGAAGCUGAGGUAGAAGGGCUGGAAAGAGAGCGGUUGGAGCGCCAGAAAGCGCAUGAGGCAAUGCUGCAGCAGCUCCAAGAAGAAGUGCUGCGUGUGCGCGAGGUGGCCAACGAGAGGGUUGAGGAAAUCGAGGCCCAGAUGCAGGCCGAGGAGGAGGCGGUGGAGAGGGAGAUUUUGCAGAAGGCUGAAGAGCGUGCCGAAUCCCUUCGUUUGAUCAAGGAGGAUGCGGAGAACAUGUCCUCAGCCGCCGACGAGCAGUACCAGCUCUGCUUGGAUCAAGAGAAGCAGGCACAGGCUCGUGCGCGGCAGGCUCUGGCGGAGAUGGAAAGGAAGAGACGGCAGACUGUGGAAGAGGCUGAGCAGAGCUGUCAGCUUCUGACGGCUUCCUCCCGCCGGCGCUUGGAAGGCGCCCAGGCGGACCUGGCCCAGCGCAUCGACCAGUUGCUCCGGAAUGCAAUGGCUGCCAGAUUGCGGCUACAGGACACGCGAGAGACGGUGGACGCACAGUGGGCGGAGGAGCUGAUGAAAUUACGCCAGGAGGCCCGUGACCAUCGCUUGGAAGCCGCUCACGGCCUGGAGCAGGCCCGGGCCGCGCGCGCGGAGCUGGAAGCCACGUCGCGGGGAAGAACUCUACAAGCUGUGGAGGAGUGCAAGCUGCUGAGGCAGCAGCACAUGAAGGCGCUGAGAGGCGCGGCGCAGGACCUGGACGAGAUCCGGAAGGGCUUGGGCCUGCAAGCCCGCAGCACCAGCCUGGUGCAGAGCCUGAAGGAGCUGUCGUGGAAGCUGCGGCAGGGGCAGAUGAAGCAGCAACCGCCCAAGACGCCAGCCCCGUGAGCUGUGCGAUAGACUGCCCAGGUGCGCUUGCGAUGUUCACGAGUCUUGAUUCCGGCA